This is a messenger RNA of Colletotrichum acutatum, 458 nucleotides long. RefSeq lists its product as uncharacterized. NCBI's taxonomy places the organism in Eukaryota, Fungi, Ascomycota, Sordariomycetes, Glomerellales, Glomerellaceae. The transcript has a single exon. The record is from RefSeq and is a predicted model, not a curated record. Bases 41 to 325 code for a protein of 94 amino acids.
CCCGUUGUAGCUUGUAAUUAACUCGAAUAAACUUUUUGUGAUGCCUUCCCAAAUCGUCAAAAGAUUGUCGCAGUCGACGACCGAACAUGCCGUACGCUUUUUCCUCCCAACUUUUUGGCUUCGGCACGCCUCUGCCAGUCCCUCGACUCUAUCAAACCCAGGGCCCAACGUGGUCUUUUUUCUCCACGCACCACAUGUCAACAGAAACUCUCGAGAUUUCCAUGUUCUUCAUAUUAAGGGACCUAGUCUCCCGUUCCCGUCAACCUUAGUUUGUCGUUGUCUCCAUCGGGUUGUUCUGGCAGCACACCGGCCGUCGUUAAUUUGACAUUUUGGUCCAAUUUCGCAAUAAUCGUGUCCGCUCACUAUUACACGAGUAUCUCUCUCUCUAUCUCUCUUUCUCUCUCUCUGUCUUUGUCUCUCCUCAUUCUCUCUCUGUUGUUUCCGCUACCUGUUUCCCC